CUCCCGCCGCCCGCCGCUCCCCGCCGCGCCCCGCCGCCCUCCCGCUCCUGCUGCUCCUGCUCCUGGCCGGGCCGCUCGGCGGGGCCCGCGCUUUGACAUGUCUGUGCUCUGACUGCAAACAAGCCAACUCCACGUGUGAGACAGACGGUGCCUGCAUGGUCUCAGUAUUCAACCUGGAUGGUGUCAAACACCACGUUCGGACCUGCAUUCCUGAGGCAAAAUUGAUUCCUGCUGGGAAACCCUUCUAUUGUCUGAGUUCAGAGGAUCUGCGUAAUACUCACUGCUGCUACUCCGAUUUUUGCAACAAAAUUGAUUUAAUGGUUCCCAGUGGCCACCUGAAAGACAACGAGCCCCCGUCAAGCUGGGGUCCCGUGGAGCUGGUGGCGGUGAUUGCCGGGCCCGUGUUCCUCGUGUUUGUUGUCAUGAUCAUCGUGGUCUUCGUGUUCCAUCACCACCAACGGGUCUAUCACAACCGCCAGCGGCUGGACAUGGAAGAUCCUUCUUGUGAAAUGUGCCUUUCCAAGGACAAGACCUUGCAGGAUCUGGUCUAUGAUCUCUCCACCUCCGGCUCUGGCUCAGGCUUGCCUCUGUUUGUCCAGCGGACCGUGGCUCGGACAAUUGUCCUUCAGGAGAUCAUCGGCAAAGGCCGCUUCGGGGAGGUGUGGCGGGGCAGGUGGCGUGGAGGUGACGUGGCUGUGAAGAUCUUCUCGUCUCGUGAGGAGCGUUCCUGGUUCAGGGAGGCAGAGAUCUACCAAACCGUGAUGCUGCGGCACGAGAACAUCCUGGGAUUCAUUGCUGCAGAUAACAAAGAUAAUGGGACAUGGACUCAGCUGUGGCUCGUCUCUGACUACCACGAGCACGGGUCUCUCUUUGACUACCUGAAUCGCUACACGGUGACUAUCGAGGGCAUGAUCAAGCUCGCCCUGUCUGCUGCCAGCGGGCUGGCCCACCUGCAUAUGGAGAUCGUGGGCACUCAGGGAAAACCUGGGAUCGCUCACAGAGACCUGAAAUCCAAGAAUAUUUUGGUGAAGAAGAACGGCACGUGUGCCAUCGCUGACCUCGGCCUGGCCGUCCGGCACGACUCCGUCACAGACACGAUCGACAUCGCACCGAACCAAAGGGUUGGAACCAAACGAUACAUGGCCCCAGAAGUCCUGGAUGAAACCAUCAACAUGAAGCAUUUUGAUUCGUUUAAAUGUGCUGAUAUCUACGCCUUGGGCUUGGUCUACUGGGAGAUUGCCCGAAGGUGCAACGCAGGAGGUAUCCAUGAGGAGUAUCAGCUUCCCUACUAUGACCUUGUACCCUCUGAUCCUUCAAUUGAGGAGAUGCGGAAGGUUGUGUGUGACCAGAAAUUACGGCCAAACAUCCCAAACUGGUGGCAGAGCUACGAGGCACUACGGGUGAUGGGCAAGAUGAUGCGAGAGUGCUGGUACGCCAACGGAGCAGCUCGGCUCACUGCCCUCCGCAUUAAGAAAACCCUCUCCCAGCUCAGCGUCCAGGAAGAUGUGAAAAUUUAGGCUCUGAGCCUCAGCAGGAGGAAACUGCACAGGAGAUGCUGUGCUAGAGUAGAUAUGUGAUGGAGGCCUACCUCGUGUUUCAGCCCAACCUACUGCUACAACCAGACAGCGGGACCUGCAGGCUGCUAGGCAGGGGGACGGAGCCUACGGAACCGCUCUCUUCCCUGCUUGGGUAUGAAACAAUCCAAAACCUUUUUGUGAUCACCUCCUGAGAGCGUGGAGACUUGAGAGGGACUUCACCCGAGGGAUCUCAGCCAUGAUCGUAACUUUUUGUUCCUGUAAAGGAAAUCCCUGUAAAGUUCAGUGUGCGUUGAGCACCCGUCGGUGGGGCCGGAGCCAGCCCCGGGUGCUUGGUGCCGGGAGCAGGAAGGGAAAGGGAAGGUUUUCUUGCCGUACUCUCGAGGAUUUUUCCAGGGACUGGCACGUUAAUGCAGAAAAAGCAAAACAAAUGGUGCUCUCUUCCAAGAGGCUGAGCCGGAACAGUUGAUCAGCUUCACAAAACCGUUCUCCCUCCUUUUCUUAAGCUUGAAAAAGUCCAAGUGAGCGCCCUGACGGCCGUCGGGGCGCGCCGGUGUCUGCAUGCGCAAGGUGCGCGUGUCCCCGUGCCUGGUCAUCUCCUCCAUAGCCGUGCGGUGUCUGCCUGUGGGUGGCUCAUCUCUGUCCGUGCUUCCUGUGCAUGUGCAAAUCUCGAGUGUCCCGUGUGUGAGCUGUUGCGCUGGUGCUCUCCGUGCUGAGUCGUGAGCGUCGUGGAGCUUGGACAGGCUGCUGACCCCGCCGCCGGCUGCCACAACGUCCCAUCAGGUUGCCUCACUGCCACCCUUUCCCUUUUUUAAGAUGAAACAAAUAAGGAACUGAGAAUCACUCCUGGAAUCCAGGUUUUUUGUCCUGAGCCCCUGGGGUUUGUAAUUUGGGGUAGUGGGGAGCUGAUUGUGUCAGAGGUGGAGCAGGCGCUGUGGCUGGCACGUGGGGAAAUGCAGGACUCGGUUCUCCUGGGAACACAAUUCCCAGCUCCUGCACCCCGGCAGGUCUCUGGGGGCCUGAUGAUGCAGUGCUGCAGGCUGGGGACAGAGUGGCUGGACAGUGGCCAGGCAGAAAUGGACCUGGGGGUACUGGUUGGCAGCUGACUCAACAUGAGCCAGCAGUGUGCCCUGCUGGCUGAGAAGGCCAGUGGCUCCUGGCCUGGGUCAGGAAUAGUGUGGCCAGCAGGAGCAGAGAGGUCAUCUCUGUACUCAGCACUGGUUGGGCAGCACCUCGAGUGCUGUGCCCAGUUCUGGACCCUCAGUUUAGGAAGGACACUGAGGGCCUGGAGCAUCCAAAGAGGCUGGUGCCCUGUGAGGAAUGACUGAGGGAGCUGGAGUUGUUUAGCCUGGAAAAAGGGAGGCUCAGGGGAGACCUUAUCACUCUCUCCAACUCCCUGCAAGGUGGUUGUAGCCAGGUGAGGGGUUGGUCUCUGCUCCUAGACAACCGCUGACAGAACAAGAGGACACAGCCUUAAGCUGCCCCAGGGGAAGUUUAGGUUGGACAUGAGAAGAAAUUCCUUCACUGAAAGAGGGACUGGAUGCUGGAAUCGUCUGCCCAGGGAGGUGCAGGAGUCACUGUCCCUGGACAUGUCUGAAAAUGACUGGUCAUGGCACUCGGUGCCGUGGUUUAGUUGAUGAGGAGGUGUUAGGUUAGGUCAUAGGUUGGACUUGAUGAUCUCACCGGUCUUUUCCAACCUGGCUCAUUCUGUGAUUCUGUGAUCUGAGUGCUGGGGGUGCUCUGCACCUCCCAGAGGUGCUGGGCAGGAUCUGGCAGCAGGUGUGGGCUGGGAAAUCAACAUCCAUCUUUUUAAUAUAGGUGUAUAAAUAUCUCCUAAUGUGGAAGUGGCUGUGUCUCAGUGUGGGGUGGGGGGAUCUGCAUGGGUUUUCUUUUGAUUCAAUGCCGAAUCCAGGUGAGGGAGAGGUGGGGUGACUGCAGAGACUCUGGAAGUGAGGGCUGUGGCUGCCCUGAUGACUUUGGCAGUCAGGAAGAGCCGUGGUGUGGAGGUCAGUGUCUGUAGUAGAGAACUCUGAAGCCAUAACUUUUAACUGGAGUGGUUUUGAUUAUUAUUUUUUUAAUUAUUAUUGUUAUUAUUAUUAUUGUUGUUGUUGUUUUCUGGGAGGGUCUGGAUUUUAACUUUUUUGAAUAUUGUUAAUUCUUUCUAAGAGCAGAAAAACAAUCUCUAAUUAUUACCUCUUGACCUGUUGGUUUGUAAAGAAAUCACUGAAAAAAAAAAAAAAAGAGAAACAACCAAAUGCACAGCUUGAUUUACACUGGAACUGUUUCUACUCUGACCUUGCUCCUGCUCUCUAAGGUGAGGUUUCAUCUCUGCUCUGGCUGCCAGGGUUGUUUUUAUUUCAGUCCCUCUGUUCUUGCUGUCUGUGUCCCUGUCCAUGUGUCCCUCUCUCCUGAUUCCCUGUGUGUCCGUGACCUUGUACAGAGUGAGGAAUGUGGUUUUUGAAUCAUGGUAGGAGCCGUUUUGCAUCCCCCGAGGAGUUUUUGGCAGCGUGGAUCUGCUGUGGGAGCAGGGAUGGGGAUCCCCUGUCCCUUCCCAGCUUGUCCUGAGUCACAUCUCAGCCAGAAGUUCCCACAUGCACGUGUCCCUUAAACCUGCAUUUAGAGGGGGGCACUUGCAAGCCCUAAAAGCAGAUUUCACCCAGUUAAAACUGUCAGAAGCCAAGGGGGGCACUUGCAAGCCCUAAAAGCAGAUUUCACCCAGUUAAAACUGUCAGAAGCCAAGGGGGGCACUUGCAAGCCCUAAAAGCAGAUUUCACCCAGUUAAAACUGUCAGAAGCCAAGGGGGGCACUUGCAAGCCCUAAAUGCAGAUUUCACCCAGUUAAAACUGUCAGAAGCCAAGGAGGGCACUUGCAAGCCCUAAAUGCAGAUUUCACCCAGUUAAAACUGUCAGAAGCCAAGGAGGGCACUUGCAAGCCCCGAGGAACUCCCAGGCCGUUGGAACAGGAGCUGGGGCAGCCAGGGGGGCCGUGGCACAGCUCUGGGUACUUGAGGCUCUCCCUGGCUCCCCCAUCCCGGUGCCCACGGGCGGCUCGGGAACUCGCACUGAACUCGCCCCCUCCAACUGUAGCCACACUGCACCUGCCUCAGCGCCAAACCAAACAGGGGUGGGCAAGGGAUGAGGCCAGGGCACGUCCCUAGCAGCAGGAUUUUAGAGAUGGGGAAAAGCCAGCGGGAGGAACGCUGACCAUGUAGCAUUUACACAGCACUUUUCAUGCAAACCGGUGCCCGGGGGCGCCAGUGCUUGCCGAGCUGCCGGGGGAAUCGCUGCCUGCCUCCAAAAGUUGCAGCAGCUCUGGGAAAAAGCAGCAUUCGAGGCAGUUCCGAGGGGAGCCCGGUGCAGGACAAGGAGGGGGGGGUCCAUCAGCGGUACGUGGCUGCAGGACAGAACUCUUGGUACUUCUCUGCCCCUUUGAUUUGUUUGGUUUUGUACAUUUUCUUAGCAAAGGACUGUAAGAAAAUAGCCACUUAGCCACUUUACCUCUUCAGUAUGCAAAUGUACAUACGGUGUAAGAUAGGAAAUCUUUUGUUUAAUAUAAAACCAGGCUGUCGAUUUCUGCUGUACAUUAUUAAAAGUUUGUUUUAUUCA
Molecule: messenger RNA, 5140 nt
Organism: Taeniopygia guttata (zebra finch)
Lineage: Eukaryota; Metazoa; Chordata; Aves; Passeriformes; Estrildidae
Gene: ACVR1B
Product: activin A receptor type 1B
Biological process (GO): cell surface receptor protein serine/threonine kinase signaling pathway; cellular response to growth factor stimulus; protein phosphorylation
Cellular component (GO): plasma membrane; signaling receptor complex
Molecular function (GO): ATP binding; transmembrane receptor protein serine/threonine kinase activity
Source: RefSeq, a predicted model, not a curated record